ACAGGAGAUGUAGGAACCAAUCGAACCCUCGCAACCAUGGCGACAGACACUUCCAAGUAUAAGCUUAACCACACCAUGCUUCGGGUCAAGGACCCGAAGAAGUCUUUGGAAUUCUACCAGUACCUGGGUCUCAACAAGGUUAACCAGAUCGACUUCCCCGAGAACAAGUUCUCCCUCUACUUCCUUGCCUACGAUGGCCCUCAAUCUCUCCAGGGUGACCGUCACUUCACCGACCGCAACGGCGUCUUGGAGCUCACCCAUAACCAUGGCACGGAGAAUGACCCCAACUACAGCGUGGUCAACGGUAACACUGAGCCCUACCGCGGUUUUGGACACAUUGCUGUCUCUGUGGACAACAUCGAAGCUGCCUGCAAGCGACUGGAGGAUGCCGGAUACCCCUUCCAGAAGAAGCUUACCGAGGGCCGUAUGCGUCACAUCGCGUUUGUCAAGGAUCCCGAUGGAUACUGGGUCGAGAUUAUCCGCCGUCACAAUGAGGAUGUUGGCACCACCACCGAUCCCUCCACCUACCGCCUGAACCACACCAUGCUCCGUGUCAAGUGCGCCGAGACUAGCGUCAAGUACUACCAGGAAGUCUUUGGAAUGACUUUGCUGCGCACCAUUGAGAACAAGGAUGCUGGAUUCAACCUUUACUUCCUGGGCUACCCUGGUGCCAACCCUGAGAAGCGAGAGGGUGCCACCAACCCGGUCUCUGAGUGGGAGGGUCUGCUGGAGCUCACCUGGAACUAUGGCACGGAGAAGCAAGAGGGCCCGGUUUAUCACAACGGUAACACGGAACCGCAAGGUUUCGGACACAUCUGUGUCUCCGUCGAUGAUCUCAACGCUGCCUGUGAUCGGUUCGAGUCUCUGAACGUUAACUGGAAGAAGCGCCUUACGGAUGGACGGAUGAAGUACGUGGCAUUCAUCCUGGAUCCUGAUAACUAUUGGGUAGAGGUUGUCCAAAACGAGGCGCUUAAGCGUACUGGUAACUUGUAGUAGAGAGAUUGUGUAUCUAUCCGGCCUGCCGCACAUAUACUGAAGAUAUUAGCA
This is a messenger RNA of Aspergillus costaricaensis CBS 115574, 1047 nucleotides long. RefSeq names its product lactoylglutathione lyase GLO1. The coding region runs from base 37 to 993 and encodes 318 amino acids. The transcript is spliced from 4 exons. The record is from RefSeq and is a predicted model, not a curated record. Gene Ontology annotation, molecular function: metal ion binding; lactoylglutathione lyase activity. NCBI's taxonomy places the organism in Eukaryota, Fungi, Ascomycota, Eurotiomycetes, Eurotiales, Aspergillaceae.